Messenger RNA from Talaromyces proteolyticus, 1352 nucleotides. RefSeq names its product peptidase C14, caspase domain-containing protein. Bases 128 to 1141 code for a protein of 337 amino acids. The record is from RefSeq and is a predicted model, not a curated record. The transcript is spliced from 5 exons. Gene Ontology annotation, molecular function: cysteine-type endopeptidase activity. Lineage: Eukaryota; Fungi; Ascomycota; Eurotiomycetes; Eurotiales; Trichocomaceae. Gene Ontology annotation, biological process: proteolysis.
UCCACUACAAUUUUGCCCUCAACAUAUACAUACGAUUAGAAGAAUUAAUAUUGAAAAUUAAUUCUGAUUUGGUGCAUAGAGCAUAAUCAAAUUGCCCUAGGCAACGUCAUAAAGGGAAUACGACACAAUGCCCCGCAGAAAGGCUCUCAUUAUCGGAAUCAACUACUUUGGCUCGCAACACGAGCUGCGGGGCUGCGUUAAUGAUGCUUACAAUGUACAACGGUAUCUUGUCGAAGACCGAGGGUUUUCACCAGACCAGCAGGAUAUGGUAAUUCUAACCGACGAGCAACAUAAUUAUGGGACACCUUUCUUUCCUACCGGUCACAACCUUCUCGCUGCUUUCCACUGGCUUGUGUCCUACAACAAUCCUGGUGAUUCCUUGUGGCUAUCGUACUCUGGGCAUGGCGGUCAGGUAGAGGAUCAGUAUGGAGAUCGGGAAUCGGGCUUCAAUGACACUAUCUGUCCGGUUGACUUUGAACGUAAUGGACAACUUACCAGCAGCACGCUUCACAAAGCAAUAAUCUCUCCCAUGCCUCCUUGGGCACGCCUUACUAUACUUUUUGACUGUUGUCACUCUGGUUCUGCUGUGGAACUCCCAUAUACCUAUCGCCCAGAUGCUGAUGGAAACAUCAACAUGAUCAACAACUUAAAGGAAGGAAUAAAUCUCGCCAUGCACGCCAAUAGCCUGCUCCAAGGCGGUUUCUCGGUGGAUCAUCUCGACGACGCACGUUCGCUGGUCGCUGAAGCUACCACCUUCUUCCACAGUCUGCAUCACCAGCGUAAUCAGCAGCCUGCUGAUGAAGAAGGACUUGUUGACGAGGGAUUCCACGAGAAUUGGAGAAAUGAAGGCAAGGAUGCAUGGAUGUUUAGUGGAUGUGCUGAUGACCAGACCUCGGCGGAUACAAGUAUACAGGGGCUGUCAACGGGGGCAAUGUCCUGGGCGUUCAUCAAUGUGAUGAGGCAGAACCCCCAGCAAAGCUAUAUUGAUAUCCUACAAAACACGAGACAUCUUCUGCGUCAGCAAUACUCGCAGGUUCCGCAACUAUCUGUAGGGGCCGAAUAUGACUUGAACCAGAUGGUGUCGGUAAGUUAUCAAUUGAUAUUUUAUUUUACAUCCCAGAUCAAGGCUUUAGUCUGCUGACAAAGGGUAGUUCUGAUCUUAUGAAGAACAUUCCAACGAUUUAUGAAUGGUUUCGUAUUAUUACAAGACCUUUUAUAUAGCUAGAAAUGGCUGUACUUAGCUGAAUAAAAUAAUAUUAUCCAAAGCUUUUAGUAGCUUUUGUACGCCAUUGUUACAUUCGCCGGAAGAAUUGAAACCCACUUAGUCUCGGUUGAAGCAACGGUCUAUGCGA